This is a messenger RNA of Selaginella moellendorffii, 2191 nucleotides long. Its product is annotated as serine/threonine-protein kinase STY8. Gene Ontology annotation, biological process: protein phosphorylation. Gene Ontology annotation, molecular function: ATP binding; protein kinase activity. Bases 281 to 2026 code for a protein of 581 amino acids. The transcript is spliced from 15 exons. NCBI's taxonomy places the organism in Eukaryota, Viridiplantae, Streptophyta, Lycopodiopsida, Selaginellales, Selaginellaceae. The record is from RefSeq and is a predicted model, not a curated record.
UGGCAGCUCUUAAGAGAGAUGGAAUAUGGUGUAUCGUCCAAUGCUCCUAGUUAGAAGCGUCUUCUAGGUCUGGUAGAGCCAGUGUACCACUGCGCUAGGGUUUUCGUGCUCGCGCUCUGGAGCGUGGCGCUGCGCCUACGGCCGUAGCCGCAGCUCAGAUCGAGGAGCAGCUGCCAUGCGGAGCCCAGCGCCGAGGCUGAUUCGCCGGGCAAUCGCGUGGAUUCACCGGUUUUGCUUGCUGGAUGACACUUGAGGGGGAAAUUUCAUGCCGCGGUAAGCCAUGGAGGUGGAUGGGAGUGAGAAUGGGUGCGACGCCAAUGAGGCUAUGGAUUGGGCGCCCCAUCAGCAGCAUAGGAAUACCAAGCAGGAAGUUCUUACUGAGAUUCUCCAGCGUCUCGUAGAGGAGGGUCACGAGGAAGCCAGUGAGCCGGGCUUCGCUGAUGAGCUGCGUGCUCACUUUGCUCGUCUCCCUACCAGGUAUGCUUCAGAUGUGAGGAAAGACAGGGCCCAAGUCGUGCUCAUUCAUAAGAAAAUGUUGGAGGAAGCUGAAAAUCCAAAGAAUUUGCCUGUUCUAUAUGUCCGAGCUGUGUCUGUCGAGAGGCCUGAUGCGAGCUCCAUGAAUUCUUCUCCAGCUGAUUCGCCAUCAUAUUCGCCGUCUUCUAAGGCAGAUUCUCACUCUCCUCCUGCCUUUGAAGGAAGACUUUUCACCCCGACGAGCAGCAUGUGUUCCACUCCAAGGAUAGGAGACAUGCAAAUGCACGAAGUGACAUUUUCUACUGUUGAUAAACCAAAACUUCUUAGCAAGCUCUCCACGAUACUUGCAGACGUAAACCUGCAUGUAUGGGAGGCUCACAUAUUUUCUACAAUUGAUGGUUACUCUCUUGACGUUUUUGUAGUAUAUGGCUGGCAUACCGAGAAUAUCAAGGAUUUAGAACAAGCACUAAGAAACUCCGUCGCCUGUAUGGAGGAAGGGGUGUGGCUGCGAAGCUCGCCAUCGACAUCGCCAUCUGUAUCACCAUCGUCUUCACCCGACUCAAUUAUUGCACCGCAAGCGGGAACUAAUGGGUGGAAAAUACCUUUGGACGCUCCUGAUGAUUGGGAAAUAGAUUCCAGCCAGUUGAAGCGCAUUAAGAAAAUUCUCCCUUCUUCAAACGGUGACAUAUACCGAGGUACAUUUUGUGGCCAAGACGUUGCAAUCAAGGUUAUCAAGCCAGAAACUUGGACCGAGCAUUUGCAAGAGUUUGUCCACGAGAUUGCUAUCAUGCGGAAAGUCAGACACAAGAACAUCGUACAGUUUAUUGGUGCAUGCACAACACCUCCAGAUCUAUGUAUAGUGACGGAAUAUAUGUCCGGCGGGACUGUGCAUGACUAUUUACAGAAACAAAAAGGCAAUCUUCACCUCUAUGUUUUGCUGAGAAUUGCCUUAGACAUUGCGAAGGGCAUGGACUAUUUGCAUCAGAACAACAUCAUUCAUAGAGAUCUUAAAGCGUCCAGUUUACUCAUGGAUGAGAAUGGGGUUGUCAAAGUAGCAGACUUUGGUGUCGCUCGUAUUCAAGAUCAAGAUGGAAUAAUGACGGCUGAAACAGGAACGUAUCGAUGGAUGGCUCCGGAGGUACUUGGACACAGUCAUUACGAUCAGAAGGCGGAUGUGUUUAGCUUUGGCGUGCUGCUGUGGGAAUUGCUAACAAAGAAGGUGUGUCCUUUUCCUUUAAAGCGUAGCGUGCAUAAAAGAUGGUUAUCACUGCUGCAGGUUCCCUACGAGCUAAUGACACCAUUUCAGGUUGCUGUCGGAGUACUUCAGGAGGAACUAAGACCAACGAUCCCUCAAGAUGCCCAUCCAAAGUUCUCUCAGCUACUUGAGUGGUGCUGGCGAACAAAUCCUGCUGACAGGCCUGACUUUUCCGAAAUCACGUUGGUCCUAAAGGACAUUAUGUCGGAGAUUGAAGAAUCCUCUCCGAGAGAGAGAAGCAAACAACCACAAGCGCUUGGAUUCUUCUCGUUGAAGCGCGGUUCCAAAGUUUUGUAGCAUCUUUCUUAUUGACGCCCCUUGCCUAGGUGGAAGAUUGGUGUGGCCGGUACUAGCCUUCGUCUUGGGGUACCUAGCACGUACGUUCUCUUCCUGGUUUCUUGUAGAUAUUAACGCUGAGUUUGUAUUUCUAUGCCUACGGAGAAAUGCUAUCUGAGUUUAAGA